ACUGAGAUAUGCAACACAGAUGAUCCGUCAAAAUGCACCCUACACCUUCUUCGUGGAAUAGAAAAUAAGGCUUUCAAAAGGGAACUUUUUUGCCAAGAGAAAUACUUCAAACUCAAGAUACGAACAUACAGGAAAUGCCUGGCGAAUUCUCAGAGUAGCUCAAUCAACCCAAUCGCCCCUUGAGACUUGGAGACGCUGCUCAGUUGAACGUCUCGCGUUUGACUGGUAGGGUGAAAGAAUCAAAGCUCCUACCGUAGUGAGUGUGGAACUGAUCAUGUUCGUCAGAGUGGAGCAUUUCGGUAUUAUCAUCGUAUUCGCUCUUCUGCAGUGUUUGUUGUCUUUUAAUGUUGAUGAGAAAAAUGGCAUGACAUUCAGUGGACCAGUGGAUGACAUGUUUGGAUAUACUGUACAGCAGUUCGAGAACAACGAAGGGAAGUGGGUACUAAUCGGGUCUCCGUUGGUUGGCCAGCCAGCAAAACGGACAGGAGACGUCUACAAAUGCCCUGUAGGCAAAGGAAGCAAUCCAAAAUGCAUAAAGCUGGAGUUGCCUGAAAACAUAACAAUUCCCAACAUAAAAGAAGUCAAGGAAAACAUGACCCUGGGAACGACUCUGGUUACAAACCCAAAUGGAGGCUUUCUGGCCUGCGGACCGCUCUACGGCUACAUGUGUGGAACCGAGCAGUACACCACCGGCAUAUGCUCGAACGUGAGCUCCACUUUCCAGGUCCUUAACUCCAUUGCCCCGACUGUGCAAGGAUGCAGCAAAGAGCUUGACAUUGUUAUUGUGCUAGAUGGCUCAAAUAGCAUCUAUCCAUGGUCCAGUGUCAAAGACUUCUUGGUGAAAUUGCUUCAGAGAAUUGAUGUUGGACCAAAGUCUUCCCAGGUCGGAAUCGUUUCCUACGGGGACAAUGUCGGCCACGUCUUCAACCUCAGCCAGUUCAGCAGCACAGAGGACCUGGUGAAAAACGCCAGGAAGAUUCCUCAGAGAAGAGGGUCAAGGACAAUGACUGCGCUUGGAAUUGACACAGCAAGAGCAGAGGCGUUCACGGAGGAGAGGGGAGCACGGCGCGGAGUCAAGAAGGUCAUGGUGAUCGUCACCGACGGAGAGUCGCAUGACAACUACCGACUCAAAAGUGUUAUCGACCAGUGUGAACAGGACGGGAUUGAAAGAUUUUCAAUUGCUGUCCUGGGAGAUUACAACAGACAAAACAAGAGCCUUGAUAAGGUGAAAAUGUUUAUAGAUGAGAUCAAAUCAAUAGCAAGCACGCCUACUGGGCACCAUUUCUUCAAUGUCUCAGAUGAGGUGGCACUCUUAAGCAUUGCUGACACACUGGGAACCAGGAUAUUUGCACUAGAAGCCACAUCAGGUAAUGACACUGCAUCAUUUGGGAUGGAAAUGUCACAAUCUGGAUUCAGUGUUCAUGCUUCCAAAGAAGGAGUCAUGCUUGGAGCGGUCGGAGCCUAUGAUUGGAACGGAACAGUGGUGAUGCAUGUGGGGCAGAAAUUUAUCGUUCCAGAUAAAAGUACAUUCCACAACCCUUUAGUCAAGAGGUAUGAAGGCCUGGCUGGAUAUGUUGGUUAUGACGUACAGUCAGCGUCAACACCUAAUGGAGUAUUGUACAUCACUGGAGCACCACGGUACAACCACACUGGUCGAGUCACUGUGUACCGACUUGAUGGAGAGGACAUUACAAUCCUGCAGACACUGAAAGGAGAGCAGAUUGGCUCGUACUUUGGCAGCGUUCUUCAAACUGUCGAUAUCGACAGUGACUCGUUUACAGACAUCCUCCUAGUCGGGGCUCCAAUGUACAUGGGCCCAGAAAGAGACGAACAAGGUCAAGUGUAUGUCUACAAACUUCAAGAGGAUGGUGCAUUCCAGCAUGAGAUGACACUGAAGCCCAUCAGUCAGACGUGCUGCACCAACCACUCCCACUCCCACAGCUCCUGUAAGGUCGUCAAUAAGAACGAACCCUGCGGAGCACGAUUCGGCACCGCCAUUGCCGCCGUCAGAGACCUCAACUUGGAUGGCUUUGAUGACGUGGCGAUCGGAGCACCCUUUGAGAAUGACCAUAGAGGUGCGGUAUACAUCUACCAUGGAGACGGAAAAUCUUUAAAGGAGAAGUAUGUGCAGCGAAUUGCUUCCGGUGGUGAUGGGGAGAAGAUGAAGUUCUUUGGUCAGUCAAUCCAUGGAAUCAUGGAUUUAAAUGGCGAUGGGAUUACUGAUGUCACAAUUGGAGGACUCGGUGGUGCUUCUCUGUUUUGGUCUCGGGAUGUUGCUGCACUGAAUGCAACUAUGGUGUUUGACCCAGAGAAAAUAAACAUGCAACAAGCACAAUGUGAAAUCGGGGGAAGGAAUAGUUUUUGUGUGAAAGCUAAAGUUUGCUUUGAGUACAAAGUUAAAUCUGAUCAGAAGACAAACUCACAAGCUGACAUUAAAUACUCACUGACAAUAGAUGCCCUCAGAGCAGCAUCGAGGGGCCUCUUUGUCAGCAUCACAGACAGGAAGUUGCAGGCAAACGCUACUAUUCAGGAAACACACCACUUGUGCAGAGAGCAUGACUUCUACAUGUUGGACAAAGUGGACUUCAGAGAUCCUAUCAUGGUGUCUCUCGUGUUUGGAUUAGCUGAUGAAGAAAACGGUCCAGUCUUGGAUGGGGAUUUACCCACCUCUAUCAAUAAAACUAUUCCUCUGGUAGACUGUGGAAAUAAUGAAAAGUGUAUCACUGAUCUCCAUGUUCAAGCUUCAGCAAAUGUAACCAGGCUUACCAUUAAAGCAAGCCAGGAAAAGUUCAAUGUAGAAGUUAAUAUUACAAACAGCAAAGACAGUGCCUACAAUACAAACGUUACAUUGACUUACUCUAAAAACAUAAACUAUGUAAAUGUUGAGCCUCGAGAAAAGGACUGUGAACACAAAGUUAAUGUAACUUGUGCUAUUGGAUAUCCAUUCUUGAAAACAGGCGAAAGGGAUACCUUCAGGAUUCAAUUUGAAACAAAUCGUUUUCAUGUUCUGAAGAAUAUUGAAAUUAAUGUAUCUGCAACAAGUGACAGUGAUGAACUAAAGGAAACCCUUAAUGACAACUAUAAGUCCAUUAUCAUCCCAGUGCAGUAUGAGGCCAUCCUGCGUUUUUCAGCUCACAAAUAUAUGAAGGAGGACCACAUCAUUGUCAAAGAAGGAGAGAAGUACCCCAAAGUAUUCAGUGACACCAGCUUAAUUGGGGAUGAAGUCAAAAUAAGCUACAUGAUUGAGAAAGAGGCCAACCAGGCAGUUCCACCUCUUGAGCUGAAGGUCACUUAUCCACACAACUCGACGAAUAAGAACAUCUUGCUGUACUUGACAGAUGUAAUCUCUUCCCCGAAUGUUACAUGUAAUGCAGGGGCACUUACUAACCCCUUAAAGAUCAACCCGGCCAAUCAGCAUUCACCUGAACCACGGAGGGAGACUCUGAGUAGCUACCUAGUGGACUGCAAGGAUCUAAAGUGUGUCUCCUUCAGCUGCACAAUAGUGCCUGCAACUUCUAGCCAGAUCAACAUCACCUUCAGAGUCUGGAAGCCUACCUUUGUCAAAGCAGAGUUCUCUACUCUGCAAAUGAUUGUCCGUGCCACAUUAGAAAACAAGGACCCGCAACUUUUUACAAUGAGCAAGGGAAAUGAAGCAAGAGAGAUCAAGAUACAAAUUUCAAAAGAGUCCCUCGGGGGAAUACCACUGUGGAUCAUCAUAGUGAGCAUUCUUAUAGGACUGCUCAUUUUGGCACUGGUUAUUUUUGCAUUGUGGAAGGCUGGCUUUUUCAAGAGAAAAACGGUGGAGGAAAUGAAGGAGGACAUGUAGGGUGAAGAACAUGUCCGUGCUGCAGGGGGCUUGUGCUCCAUUAUCCUCAGGUCCGAGUUUGUUUUAGCAGAGCAGGUCCACAGCAUUUCAACGCCAAUUACGUACUCUCUAUGUCACUCAGUCUACAUGACCACAUCGUAGGUAGUUAAGAUUUAUUCCAUGAUUAUAUCAGUGACUCAAAGCUGUAUUUGUUUUUUUUUUCCCCACAAAGAGCACUGUAAUUUGAUACUAUGUGAAAUACAGCAUUUUAUUGUAUGUUGAUAUCCACCACUGCAUAAUCCUUACUUAUACAGUCUCAAUGUACUGAGUAACAUGUUAGUACAUUUUAUGUACAGGAUUGGCUCUCAUUUUCUGCAGGAUUUUUAAUAAUCCCCCCCCCCCCACCAUGAAUUGUUCAUCAUAAUGACAAUGAAUGAAAAAUGCAUGAUUGGACUGUAUAUGUAAAAGCAGCAUUUAUUUAACAUACAAUUUGUGCAAGUAUGUUUAUAAUAGGACAUUAUACUGCAAGGCAACUAUCAUAUGGCAUUCAGUGAAAUUCAGAAAAAAUAUUUAAGUAUCUGUGAAGUAAAACCAGUUCAAAAGUUAAAGUUCUCAACUAAAGUAGCUUGAUACCAAAUGAUUGAAUUUUUAAUGAAAAUGACAAUAACAAAACUUGUAAUGCUAUGUCAGGAUUAUUUUAAUGUACAGAUUUCAGUGUAAUUUAUCAUUGGUUUGUUUGUACUGUUUGAUUCUUGGGAUUCCAGGCAGAUUUUUUUUUUUUUUUUUUUAAAUGUAUCUAGCCACUAGUUAAACAUGAAUGACAGUUUUUCAGUCAACCAUUCCCUUUAGUUUAAAUGACAUUAGCCAUAUGUAUGUGUAUAAUUAGCAAAAUACGUUUUGAUUUUAUUUAUUAUUGGAUUAUACGUUUGUUUACACAUACACAUCUUUCAAAAACUGCUGUCAAACUAACAUGCAAAGGGCCAAGCCUUUUUCCUGAAAGAUGCAGUGGGCCUAAUGCAAUCAAAACAUGCAGAAAUGUGUUGGAAACUUGGAAAAACAAAUUAAACGGGCAUCGCAUUUAUUAUUUCAUGCAUUUAUCAGGAAAUUCAAAAUGUUACUCACAGUUAAGGACAAACUGGCCCCUGGGUACAUUGAAUCUGAGCCAUAAGGCUGUAGUGUGUUGUGAUGUGUAGUAUUAUACAUGAAAGUCAGAAACAUAGUGUUGUCUAUACUGUUCCCCUUAAUUUGCAUGUGUAAAAUUAUACUUGAAAAAUGGCCAUAUUACACUAUGGAAGCAGAACGUUUUUGUUAUUACUACCAUCAUAAUUAAUAUGAAAAUGUAUUCACAGAAAUGCAAUUCAUAAUGUGUGUACUUUCCACAGGAAACCUACAAAGAAAGAUGGCGUUCAUUCUUUAUUGCAGAAAUAACUGGCAAAUAUUUAACUUUGGAUAUUAAGGAUACCAAUAUUUUCAGAACAAGAAUUGGAAUAUGACUUAUGGUGUCAGAGGGAGGAUGGAUGGACUUAUGUAGCUCUUUGAUAUUAGAUUUUUUUGUAUAUUUUUUUAUGCAGAUUCAGGUGUGCUUUAUGAAUGGGGUCUCCGCCUUUCACAAUAAAGGCCUUUAUAUCCAUUCUUCAUAGUUUUGCCAGCUAUUAAUCCACAUUCAACACAAAACAGUUCAUUAUGGACCACGGCUACUUUGCUCUAAAAAUAGAUUGUUGACAGCUCAAAAUCACAUUCUCUGUCUUAGUCAGGUAGUGACCAAUUUCCUCCUUGUGUUUGUUUUAUUACACUAAAUAAUGCUUUUUUUUUGUCCACAAUUUGCACAAACAGUCCUUAUUAACAGUGAGAAUGUAUUGUAUAUAAGGAGAUGCACCAUCAGCUUUUACCUGCGUUGUUUAAAGAGCUUGUGUAAAAAUGUCUGUAAAAAAAUGUAAAAUAAAUAUUGUCUCACACACACAAUGAUGAAAGAGACCAAAAGUAUAUAAACAAAGACCUUUUAUCAGUCAUCUGCACUGUUGAAUUUUUAUAUAAUGCACUGGUUUUACAUACUGUAUGUAUUCAUCAGAACAGAAAUAUACAUUUUUCAUGCUGUCAAAAAAUGGUUUAAAAAAAAAUAAAUGUUUUUCUUCCCAAAG
Messenger RNA from Anguilla anguilla (European eel), 5943 nucleotides. It is a transcript of the gene itga1, whose product is annotated as integrin, alpha 1. Bases 275 to 3826 code for a protein of 1183 amino acids. NCBI's taxonomy places the organism in Eukaryota, Metazoa, Chordata, Actinopteri, Anguilliformes, Anguillidae. The transcript is spliced from 30 exons. The record is from RefSeq and is a predicted model, not a curated record. Gene Ontology annotation, cellular component: integrin complex; external side of plasma membrane. Gene Ontology annotation, molecular function: integrin binding. Gene Ontology annotation, biological process: cell adhesion mediated by integrin; integrin-mediated signaling pathway; cell-matrix adhesion.